Molecule: messenger RNA, 981 nt
Organism: Erpetoichthys calabaricus (reedfish)
Lineage: Eukaryota; Metazoa; Chordata; Cladistia; Polypteriformes; Polypteridae
Gene: haus2
Product: HAUS augmin like complex subunit 2
Exons: 7
Coding region: 86-679 (197 amino acids)
Biological process (GO): centrosome cycle; spindle assembly; microtubule nucleation
Cellular component (GO): mitotic spindle microtubule; centrosome; HAUS complex
Source: RefSeq, a predicted model, not a curated record
UAGAGUCAACAGCUGGAAUCUGGAAGGAAAUCAGUAUACAGUAGUGGGAAGGAAGACUUUACAAGCCUCAGGCGAAAACCUCAGCAUGAACCCUUGGGACUCUAAGCCUUCAACAUCGUCAGCAGCUCAGGUUCUAGCUGCUUGUGUUUCAGCAAGAGUGCUGUCCCAGGAUACGUUGGACUCUAUUCCCAAUGAUACAAAUGUUUUCUCAGAGUAUUUGCAACAAGCAGAGCAAAUUGCUUCCAUGACAAAAGAAAUCGACCAGAAAUGCCUGGAGAUGGAGCUCUUGCAAUUGGAGAAGGAAGGAGCAGAAUUCACUCACCCUUUCUAUCUUGAUCAGAAGAUUAAACAAGUGCAAAAAUUCACUACUCACCUGCAGGAGAUGCUACGGGAACAAAGAUGCCUUCGACAAAGACUGAUGAAGCCUUUGUGUCAGCAGAAUCUACCAAUAGAGGCCAACUUUCAUAGGUAUGUGGUGGAGCUCCUAGACAAGGCAGUUCAUUUCAUUGGUAACCUGGAGUCCAGUGUACAGAUAGCACGAUCAGUUCCAAAUGUUGGCCAGUCCAUUGAAAGCCUGGAGAAUGGCUUGGCCCAGCUACUAACCCUAGUUACAGAAUUUGAAGAGGUGUCAGAAGAGGUUUUGCACUGGAGAAACCUGCAAGCUUCCUUAUUUCCUUGAUGUUCUAAAAAGGCCUUCUCUUAGACUAGAUUAUUUUUGUUUGUACUUUUAUAUUGUAUUUUUUAUUUAUUGUACAAAGUUAAACAAUAUUUCUCUCUUGAAAUUGUUUUAGAUGAUACACAUGAACCUUUACAUUUAAAGAACUUUGCAUUUAUUCAGUUUGGUUUUAAUUUAACUGAAGCUGCUGUUGGAUUAGUAUUUUUCAUAUGAACACAAAAUUGAAAACAAUAAUGUUCCAGUCUCUGCAUAUGAUAACUGAAUUUCCUGCAUUAUUAAAAAAAAAAGUUUUAGAAGAGAUUGUU